GCGCCGGAGAAGUGGAGAUAGCAGGAGAAGAAACAGGAGAUUGGUUAGCUAGGGAUCAGAUCCGGGACGGGAAGCUAAGGAUGAAUGGCGGAGGCGGAAGCUCUGGAAACGGGCCAGCGAAGCGGCUGACGGCGGAGUCACUGCGGAUAUUCGAGGAAGGAAUGUAUUUGAUUCUCACCAGAUGGUCGGUUCUUCGGGACGUCGUCGAGCAGGAAUUAGCCGGCCGCGGCUCCCGGCAACUGGCCGAUCAACUUGCAUCCGACGUCUACUCCUGGUUCACCCGCCACAAAGCCAACGAGCCGCUUUACAUUGAUGAUCUAGAAGACAUUCUUGACGACGGAACCGAUUCUCUGGGGGUCAGGUUUGAGGACGACGGCCGCGAAAUUGAGGAGGUUGCAGAGAAAUUGAUGAUUAUGCACGAGGAAUGUUUGGAAGGUAACUAUAGCUCUGUCGAGAAGCUGAGAAGCGCGCCAGUGCCUAAUGCUGCCGCAACUCAUCAUCAUAUUACACAGACUGCCAUUGAUGAUGAUGAUGAUGAUGACUCUUCUGGAAGUGAUGAUGGAGAUAAGAUGAUUACUGGUGGCGAGUCAAAUAUGAUGGCGGUGGAUUCACCGGUUACUCAACCGGAGGUUGAUGGGUGGACUACAGUGGUCUCAUCCCGUCGAAACAGAGGUAGAAGAAGGAAUUAAAGUUUAGACUGAGAAGCAAAGGGAAUGGAAGCUCUCUUUUAAUGCUUUGCAUCAUUACUCAUUAGA
Molecule: messenger RNA, 755 nt
Organism: Linum trigynum
Lineage: Eukaryota; Viridiplantae; Streptophyta; Magnoliopsida; Malpighiales; Linaceae
Source: the annotation of a GenBank genome assembly